GGGAAAUUACGAUUCUCAUACACCAGUUACAACUUCUUUUAACCUGUACAUCCUGGCCAAGUACUUUCGAAUACACCCCGAAUCAAGUGUGACUUCUGUAAGCAUGCGAUUUGAGCUCAUAGGAUAUGGGCCACUGCCCAACGAAAUUGAUGAAGAUUACGAACAGGAUAACUCGUGCCUGCCGGAUAGAGGGGUGCCUUUGGGGAUGGAGAAUGGUGACAUUCCCGACGAAUCGCUGGCAGCAUCCACCUACGGUCAAAGUAACCACGCUCCCUGGCUGGCCAGGCUUCACCUUGACACUGCGUACGGAUGGAUACCUACGCUAGAAGAUGAAAAUCCCUUUCUUGAGGUAGAUCUCCAGACAAAGCAUUUGGUGACUGGCGUAAUAACUCAAGGACAUCGCGAUCUGCAGUGGUGGACUACAUCGACAUGGCUAGAGUUCUUUGAUGGUCAGUUUUGGAAAUACAUUUACGAGGAUGACUGCGGCUCCAGAACGAUUUUCCCAACCAACUAUGACAACAACUCACCUGUCACCAUUCUGCUGCCAGCGCCUGUUAUUGCAACAAAAGUCCGCAUAUAUCCACAAAGCUGGUCUACUAGGACGACACUUCGCUGUGAAAUACUUGGUCGUGAGAUAACUAACAUGACUGAUAGCUAAGGCACGUUUGAACUU
Molecule: messenger RNA, 673 nt
Organism: Lytechinus variegatus (green sea urchin)
Lineage: Eukaryota; Metazoa; Echinodermata; Echinoidea; Temnopleuroida; Toxopneustidae
Product: retinoschisin-like
Exons: 4
Coding region: 104-658 (184 amino acids)
Source: RefSeq, a predicted model, not a curated record